Molecule: messenger RNA, 1161 nt
Organism: Drosophila busckii
Lineage: Eukaryota; Metazoa; Arthropoda; Insecta; Diptera; Drosophilidae
Gene: DNaseII
Product: plancitoxin-1
Exons: 2
Coding region: 37-1131 (364 amino acids)
Biological process (GO): apoptotic DNA fragmentation
Molecular function (GO): deoxyribonuclease II activity
Source: RefSeq, a predicted model, not a curated record
UUUUGUACAGCCAAAGGCAAAGGUUGAACUAAAAAAAUGCGCUGCUUGCUGCUGCUGAUAAGUGCGCUGCUCUUAAUACAGAGCAGCCUGGCUGAGAACAAGGUAUCCUGCAAGGACGAACAUGGCGUUGAUGUAGAUUGGUGGUACAUUUAUAAGCUGCCCAAGCAUUAUGCUAAUGUAAAUGCCAAGCCUGGACAGGAUGUAACAGGACAACGCUAUUUGUAUGUAACCAGCGCUAGUUACGAUCAAUGGACGCUUUCGGGACGUCGCAUGGGCGACUCCAACUCCAUGGUGGCUUCCACUCUAAAUCCUUUGUAUACAGAUGAGCAGCAUGUGCUGCUGGCUGCUUACAACGAUGAGUUUCCCAAUGGCACAGUGUCCAGCACUGGUGGACAUGCUAAGGGCGUAGUUGCUACCGAUGGCGUCACUGGUGUUUGGCUGGUGCAUUCUGUGCCCAAGUUUCCAACUGUGCCGCAGUACAGUUAUCCCACCUCGGGUGAGCAAUAUGGUCAAAGUUUGCUCUGCAUGACACUCGAUGUAGCGGGCGUGGAGAAAGUGGGUGAACUGCUGGUGUACAAUGAGCCACAUUUCUACUACGAGCGCAAUCCGCUGCUUAAGGCAAGCGAACUGUUUCCCAGUUUGCAGCGUGCGCUGAAGCGUCAAUGGCGCACUGAAUCACCCUAUCAAAAGGAAAUCGAAGUGCACACCUUGGAUGGCAAGCAAUUCCGCAUGUUUGGCAAAAGUCCACGCGCCAACAUCGAACUGUACCAGGAUAUGGUUGCUCCAGCGCUCAAUGUUAAUCUCUUUGUGGAGGCUUGGCGUGAUGGUGCUGGCAAUUUGCCUGAUAGCUGCGAUAAGUCCACCAAGGUGUUCAAUGUGCAGGACAUUGCUAAUCCCGAGUAUUUGGUGGACUUUAAGACCACCGCUGAUCAUUCCAAGUGGGCUGUCUCUGAGGAAACGGGCAUUAAGCUGCAUCGCUGGCGUAUUGGUGGCGGCGAUUGGAUUUGCAUUGGCGACAUCAAUCGCCAGCAGUCACAGCAACAUCGCGGCGGCGGCACCGUUUGCCACAAAAGCUCGCGCGUCUCUGAUCUCUAUCGCAAGCUGGUGGCUAACUUUGAAAAAUGCGCCUAAUGAAAUCAUAAAUAAAAUUGCAUAAACGAA